Messenger RNA from Drosophila bipectinata, 2422 nucleotides. RefSeq names its product Dynein intermediate chain at 61B (gene Dic61B). Gene Ontology annotation, cellular component: axonemal dynein complex. Gene Ontology annotation, biological process: cilium movement. NCBI's taxonomy places the organism in Eukaryota, Metazoa, Arthropoda, Insecta, Diptera, Drosophilidae. The record is from RefSeq and is a predicted model, not a curated record. Gene Ontology annotation, molecular function: dynein light chain binding; dynein heavy chain binding.
GUACAAACAUUCAACUAACAGAUUUCCCGGAUUGCUGGAAUCGCGCGACUCCUAAAAAAGAUCAAACAUGUCAACGUUAGGAAGGCCCACCACUCAAAGUGGCUACGAGGCAGGAAGUGUCCAUAAGGUAGGCACUGGACAAGGCCGCGAGCUAAAACUCCAUCACAUCGCCAGCCACAAUGCCGGCGAGAGUGUCAACGAAACAGAUAGAUUAACCAAAAAGUCCGUGCAAGUCACACAAAUGUAUGACGAUUCCAAACCAAAGAAAAAGUCCGAAGCCGUUCACUAUUAUUACCAGGAAACCCUUAAAGACCUACAGUACCGCUCCCAGAUUAAGGUCAUCGAGCAAGUUGCCGGAGAGGAGGUGGACAUGACGCCAAAAUCGAUUCCAAAUGACGCCUACGCAGAACAGUUCAUCAAGUUCAAUCUUAACUUCCUCCAUCAGAUGGCAAAUUUUACCACGAUGUCGUCCAAGACUGCCUCGCGAUCCCGCACGCGUUCCAGCAUGCGAGCGGGUCUGGGUGGUGGAAACAAGCAGUCCAUCGACGAUCUAAUAGGUGGAAUCAUGUACGAAACCAUCAACUUUGACCCGUAUACCUUCAAGGAAAUUCACGCGGAGCUCCGCCUGCCAAAGCCAUACACAAAAUCCUUUGUUAAAAUCACACUACGGAAGUCAGACUUCUUUGAGCUACAGAGCCAGCCCCAGACGACUGUGGCCAAGGGCUCGACGGAGGGCGACGAAGUUGAGCGGGACAAUCGCACCUACGAGUACCUAACCGUUGGCAAGGGCAAGAUUCGCCGGCGAUCGGACAAUGAUGCCCAGACGGAUUGCGUGCUGGUUACGUCACGGGCUGUGAACACUAUCCUGCUUACUCAGGAAACCGUCGGCUCGUACGUCUCCAAUUUCGAAAUGUACGACACGUUGCACAACCUAGUCAAGCCGACCUUCUCUGUGGGGACUGCGGUGACAGAUUCGCAGACGCAGCUCGACGUGGAAGAUGGUGAGAACCCCGAGGACGAAGAGGCGGUAGUAGAAGAUACAAAAAUGUCCAACCAGAUUGACAAACUGCUGAAGAGUCCAGAGUUCCGCAACGCGAUCAUGUACAUGGGCAGGGCACUUUCGAGCAACACCAACGAAGCCGGGAUGCGUCGCUACCGGAACUUUGAGCUUCCUGAUCGCUUCUGUCAGGAUGUAGAAUAUGCUUAUUCGAUGCAAUUACUCUUCCGCCUGGUUCCGGAGCCAAGCAAAGACGAGCGCAAGGCCGUCAGCGAUAUAGACUUUUGCCGCACCAAUGGCGAUAUCCUGGCCGUGGGCUACGGGUUGUAUUCGUUCUCCUCGCAACGCGUCCCUACCUCUGGCAGUGUCUUUGUGUGGAGCAUCAAGAAUCCGGGCGAGCCAGAACGUGCCUACUAUUACGACGUCCCGGUGACGGCCAUAAGCUUCUCCUCAUUCCUACCCUGCUUAUUGGCGAUUGGACUUUACGACGGGGCCGUAGAGGUGCGGGAUGUUAGUAGCUUACAGGACGUGCCGAUAGCCAUUUCACAGCGAAGCACUUCCCCCGGCUGCUCCCCAGUGGUGGCGAUCCGCUGGAUCAAACAGGUGGCUGAGGAAGACGAGGAGUGGGACAUCGACCCAUUCCUUAGCCUUUCUCAGGAUGGCUCUGUGACCCGUUUCCGCAUCAUCAAAAGUCCUUUCCUCCUGGGCUUUACUCAGAUGACACUGGAACGCGUCGAGGGCCAUUCCGAGGGCAUCUAUGUGGCGCCGUCCUCCCGCAUUCCCUGCGAGUCCAACCGUCACCCCCAAGGCCUAAGCAUCACCACCCAUCCGCUGCAGAAGGAUAUUUACUACGUCCUCACCGACGAGGGCUGCAUCCACAAGUGCUCUAUUAACUACCAGCAUCAGUACCUCGAGGUGCUACGCUGCCACGACGGUGGAGUCACAGUAAUGGAGUUCUCGCCUUGGUCGCCGAAGAUCUUUCUCACCUGUGGCAACGACUGGUGCGUCCGCAUAUGGAUCGAUGGAAUAACGCGCCCUCUGCUGGAGCUUCAGGACGAGAUGACACCUGUACACUGGGCCAAGUGGAGUCCCACUCACUCGACAAUCAUUGUUUCCAUCAAUCGGGAAACCGCUAACAUUUGGGACAUUCGCCGGAAUCUCUUGCGGCCUAUGGCUAAGCACAAGAUGGACUCUUCUUUCAACACAGUGGCCAGGUUCUCCCACUGUGGUCGCUCCUUGGUGAUUGGAAACGAGAGGGGCAACACGAUCUUCAAUGCCCUCGACGACAUGCCCUUUUCUCCUCACUUCCAGUACGAUGAACUGGAGAAGGCCAUGUACAAGGCCAUAGGCAAUGACCACGAGCUAAUCAUGGAACUGAAGAGCAUAGGAUUCUUCGGCUAUCCUAAUAAGUCGGCUGUGUUUUAG